This is a messenger RNA of Entamoeba invadens IP1, 1170 nucleotides long. Its product is annotated as methionine gamma-lyase, putative. The record is from RefSeq and is a predicted model, not a curated record. Gene Ontology annotation, biological process: transsulfuration. Lineage: Eukaryota; Evosea; Mastigamoebida; Endamoebidae. Gene Ontology annotation, cellular component: cytoplasm. The transcript is spliced from 2 exons. Bases 1 to 1170 code for a protein of 389 amino acids. Gene Ontology annotation, molecular function: carbon-sulfur lyase activity; pyridoxal phosphate binding.
AUGUCUAAACAAGACGUUCAAACAAGACUUCUUCACCCAGAAAAGUCCCAUAUUGCUCACUCUCAUGUACUCCCGAUCUUCCAGACCUCGACUUUCUGUUUCGACUCGACACAACAAGGUGCCGAUCUCUUUAUGGGAAAGGGUGAAGGCCAUAUCUAUUCCAGACUUGGUAAUCCAAGUGUCGAACUUUUUGAAAAUAUGAUGGCUGAAUUGGAAGGAGCUGCUGGAUCUGCUGCAUUUUCAUGUGGUAUGGGUGCUGUUAAUUCAUCAACUUUGGCAUUUUUACAAAAGGGAGACCAUUUAAUUGCUGGAGACACUUUAUACGGAUGCACCGUAUCACUCUUCGAACAUUGGCUUCCAAGGUUUGGCAUAGAAGUCGACUUGGUUGACACUUCAGAUUUGGAAAAGGUCAAGAAAGCGUGGAAAAGCAACACCAAGAUGGUCUACUUGGAAUCACCAGCAAACCCAACUAAUAAGGUAUCUGACGUCAUUGCUAUUGCACAACUCUGUAAGGAGAAUAAGGCCAGACUCGUCAUAGAUGCCACUUUCUCAUCACCAUACUUCUUCCAUCCACUUCAACUUGGCGCAGACAUCGUAUUGCAUAGCGCAAGUAAGUACAUUAAUGGUCAUGGCGAUGUCAUUGCUGGCGUCACUUCGACCAAGACUAAAGAAGAUAUAAUGACUAUUAAGGCGUACAGAAAAGACGCGGGAAGCUUGAUGUCACCAUUCGACGCUUUCUUGUGCGUGAGAGGAUUAAAGACAUUGCCUAUGAGAAUGAAAGCACAUUGCGAGAAUGGAAUGAAAGUAGCGAGAUGGUUGGAGACACAAGAAAAGGUGUUGAAAGUUAACCACCCAGGAUUGGAGUCCUUUGAAGGUCACAAACUUGCCGCAAAACAGUUAACUGGAUAUGGAAGCACUUUCUCAUUUGAAAUGAAAACAUUCGAAGCAGCGAAAAAGUUAAUGGAACAUGUCAAGAUAUGCACACUUGCAGUCUCUCUAGGGUGUGUUGACACUUUAAUUGAACACCCAGCUUCUAUGACACACGCUGCAGUCCCAGAGAAUAUCAUGAGAAAACAGGGAAUUACUCCAGAAAUGGUCAGGAUUUCAAUUGGUCUUGAAAACCCAGAUGACAUUAUCAACGAUCUUAAACAAGCUCUUGCUCAGUGUUAA